Pestalotiopsis fici W106-1 is the source of this 1743-nucleotide messenger RNA. RefSeq lists its product as uncharacterized. The transcript has a single exon. Gene Ontology annotation, molecular function: protein binding. The record is from RefSeq and is a predicted model, not a curated record. Bases 1 to 1743 code for a protein of 580 amino acids. NCBI's taxonomy places the organism in Eukaryota, Fungi, Ascomycota, Sordariomycetes, Amphisphaeriales, Sporocadaceae.
AUGAAUCUGCCUACUAGAUUAUCGAAGAUUACCAUCAACGGCGAAGAGUAUUGGCCCACCCCUCACGAGGUCAAUCCCGAGGUUCCAGAAGAUCAGGUCUGGUCGCAAUGGCCGCCAAACGAGCUCUACAUGAGCGAUCCAGACUGGUACGAUUCGAUGGGUCAAGAUUUAAUCGUGCAGAGGAGAAUUUGGGCCAUACAGAGCGAGUCGGGCCAAGUAGACGCAUUUCAGAAACUCUUGGCUGAAGCGCCAGAUCAUUCACUGGACAUGAUGUGGGCGGCGGCUCUCAAGGGAAAGGCGCACAUCAUCAGAUUUCUUCUCAGCCAAGGGAUUAAGCCGACUGCUGUCAAGGCUGAUGGCGAUGAUCUAUCACUCGUACCGCUACAUGUGUCUGCAGCGCAGGGCCACCUGGACUGCGUCAAAGUCUUUGUUGAAGAAGCCCAAUUACCGCCUGACACCCCCGACGACUUGGGCGGUACGCCUCUCAUGCGUGCUUGCUUCAAGAAGCAGCCAGAAGUUGUCCGAUACCUUCUUGGUCAGGGCGCAGACUUGACUAUUAGACAAACGUCUUGUGAGGAGCGCAACCCAGGCACGAACGCAUUCGAGUUUGCGGCGGGUAGUGGCUGCAUUGCUUGCGCCAAAGCCCUCUUGUUCAAAGCGCAGGAGUUGGAGAUUGAUUCCUCCAGUUUGGCAACACCCCUGGCACUCGAAGCGGCUGCUCAAAGCGAGGAGAUUGACAUGCUUGAUCUAGUUCUUGAACUUGGCAAGUAUCCUCGGUUGGACCGCAACAAAUUUGACGAAGCGACCAUGGUUGCUCUGACGGAUUUGAGAAAGGAUGCCAUUGAAGCUGCUUUUUGUCGAGCCCUGAGUGUAGGACGGUGGGAAUCUUUGAAAACCCUUCUUCCAUACAUCGAGAGCCGAAAUCCCGAAAAUGGAGACUACAACUGGCGUACGCUCAAGGAUCAAACUCUACAUGCCUUGAUGAAUGGCAUUCUAACAUCUGUUGAAAACGACAGCGAGGGGAAUCAAGCACUGUUUGUAUUUCUGGGUGAUGUCUUUUUGCACCCAAGCUCUCGACUUCUAUCACCAACACUCCGAGAACAACGCGAUGAAAUCCUCGGUGAUGUGUUCUUCUGGGCCUGUCGGUUUGGCUCACUCGCUAUGUUGCGAUUACUUUCCGCGAAAUAUGGAAAGGUCGACGUGAACCACUUGUCGCAUCGCGUAGCCCCAAUUAUGUCGUCCGGCCUCUAUAUCGCUGCCGGAGGAGGCCACGAUGAGGUGGUGGACUACUUGUUCCUUGAACAUGGCGGAAUACCUAACAUUCACCUAGGAAACGGAAAGUUUGUGAAUGGAACUACACCGCUAUGGAUAGCCAUCUGGUAUGGUUACAAUAGGACAACAAGGAGACUGCUUAGUCUCGCUGGGCCGAUAUCCGAGCUGGACGACAUGAUUAUGGAAGCCAAGCAAACCCCUUCCGCCAUCGUGAUAACGGCAACGGCAACCUAUAGAGCUCCUGUGAAGAUAUACUCGAGGGCGAAGUGGGCCGAGCUCUACGGGGAGAUAGAUGAAAGUAAGGAAAGUAAUGGCAAGUUGCAGGAUUUGGAGGGUAACCAAAUGGCAUAUUUGGUCAUGACGAUUGAGGGGGAUGACAUCGAGUGGUGGAGAAAACUUGAAUUCCGCAAAUCAGAUGAGGAGCUGACGGCCAUGGAGACGAAUGGACGAGAGUGCAAACCAGCGUCCUGA